CCACGUUCUCCUGUGACGUAAUCCUGUCCGUUUCAGUAUGGCAGGCAGGCCCUUAUCUAGAGGUCUCUGUAAAUAACGACAUUUAUACGGUGUAUUCAGAACUAACAGUCGGGUUUAUGUAGUGAUCGGUGAUCGCUGGCCGUUCAGUGUUUCAGAGACCCUCUCGUGGGGGCGUCCUCGGGCGGUAUGUUUUGGGGUACUUUGGAUGUUUUACUGCUCUGAGGAAUGAAACUUUACUAUGAACGGGCAGUAAACCUCAGUUGUGUUACUAUAUAAACGCAUGUGCACCAGAGCGAUGGAGAGUGACUGUAGGAUCCCUAUGGCAUGUCUGAGACCCCGGAUCCUGGCCCUGCAUGCUUUAUUCUGGGGCUUAGUGUCUCUUAGAGUGUUUGGAGCAGCUCUUCUUAGCGAUGAGAAGGCAGCAGUUACGGUGACAAAGGCAGUGACGGCACCAUGUUGGCAGCUGGAGGAGUUUGUGGUCGCUAAAGAGUGCAGUGCAUGCGAAGGUUUGCAAUCGAAAACUAUACCAGCCUGCGGCCAAACAGGAUUUGUAGAAAAGAUCAACUGCACUAAAUCUAACAGAGAUGAAUACAAGAGCUGUCGCUCUACCAAAAUGGAGGAGCAUCUCUUUUGGAAAUUUGAGGGCGCAAUGCUGGCUCUCACUGUUUUCUUUGCAAUACUGGUGGUCGUUAGACAACGCUCACUUGACCGCCAAGCCUCAGACAAGGUUCGGCGACAGAUAGAGUCUAUUUAGUAGACCAGACUGUACUAAAAGUUAAUGGGCCUGUGGCCUGGUGUUAUAAACUCUCAGCAAAGGGCAUAACCCCACAGUUCAUGGAGGCUUCCAGGCUUUAUCACUGGUUUCAUCUUACUGGACGCACAAAGACAAAGCUCUGAAUGGGCACAAUGUGCUCUUACUCCCCAGACUGACAUUACUUGUGGAUGCUGCUUCUGUGCAGGACUUAACUAACUAGAUGUGAAUCUCAAGAUCAUCCCAUCAAAUCAGCAAACAUUAUGCAAGGCAGGAGUCUAGUCCCUAUUUUGUAACAGAAGAUGUACAGAUCUCCGUACACCUGUUAUUUCAAAUGCUGUGAAGGUGGUGUGUGUUGAACAAAAUAUGGGUGUGUGUUGCAUGUUUUCAAUAAUCCAAAAGCACAUCAAGUAUUUUCUCAAGCCGAGAAUGAACUGUAUGGUCAAAGUCUUGAAGAUACGAUUUUGUUUCAUCACAAUGGGUUUAUGUUAGUCAGGCUGAGUUUCAGUGAAUAUCGAAGUUUUGGGGUUUGUUCAUUUGGCUUCAUUCAUUUUGGAACACGCUACCGUUCAUGAAAUCACAGAUGUCUUUUUCCUGACUUUCUCCAAACUGACACACUCGUCCAUCCAUUAACAUCGACAUGUUUGUUCCAGGAACAUUAACAGUUAUUUAAUUAAUCUUAUAUGUGCAGUUGCUGUUUGUUAAAUCCUUAUUUUCAGUAUAUACUUUUAUAGUGUUUUUGACACGUUCUUUAGAGGCUUGUAGGUGCUCUUUAUUAAAGUUUUAAUUUUUUUUUUUUUCCCCUUUUCAUUUAUGACGUUUACUUUCAGUCUUUGCCCUCCUUAGUGAAAAUAAAUAUUUUAUAUAAAAUUGUGAGCAAACGUCUUGGUUCAUAACGUCAGUCUCAAAAAUACCAGCUCUGUACUCAUAUCUGACUGAUAUAUGCAAGACUGCAUUGUAGUGUAUAUUAAAACUGCUUGACUUGAAAUGAAGAGGAUGAGAUGUACUGAAAUCAACCCACCUUUUUAUAUUUUUAUUAUUUUUGUUUCUUUAUUUUGCAAGCACUUCACAGCAAAAUUCAAUAUUGGAUCUGCAUCUUGUUUAUUGAAGGUGAUAUUCUGUGCCAUCAUCUUCAGAAAGACUUUACUCUCCUGGUUUUGGGUACAGAGGUACAUUUCUAUCUUUUCCCCAUAAGUUUAUUUACAUUAUGAUUGGUUUGACAGAAUAAUGCCUUUUUAUUAAGGCUGAUUGGUGUGUUUUGUUUUUUUGUUGUUUUUUUAACUCCACAAGUUUAAAAGAAAACCAUGUGAAUUUGAUUCAACUGUCCCAUAACUGAUUUUAAUGAUCUACUUAAAAUGUAAAAGGUGUAUUUUUAUGAAAGACGAGUGACAUUUCCUGUCCUGUGUUGAUGAUGAACUGAGGAAUAAAUGGGGAAAAAGCAA
Molecule: messenger RNA, 2193 nt
Organism: Onychostoma macrolepis
Lineage: Eukaryota; Metazoa; Chordata; Actinopteri; Cypriniformes; Cyprinidae
Gene: jtb
Product: jumping translocation breakpoint
Exons: 6
Coding region: 281-754 (157 amino acids)
Biological process (GO): mitotic cytokinesis
Cellular component (GO): spindle; midbody; cytoplasm
Source: RefSeq, a predicted model, not a curated record